UUCUCUUCCUAAAUUUCCAUGGCCGGUGACGACGUACCUCCUCACCACCACCCAAAAUUGACUAAUUCUCCCUAUUUUAUCGGUCCUCAAGACCGACCCGGGGACUAUAUCACGCCUACUCGUUUCACGGGCGACAAUUUUGAUGAAUGGGCAGCCGACAUACAAACGGCGUUGGAGGCACGCCGUAAAUUUGAGUUCUUGGACGGCACUAUCACUGAACCGCAGCCUCCUUGUAUAAAGUCCGAUUGGACUGCAAUUAACGCCAUGUUAAUCUCUUGGAUCACAAAUACCAUUGAUGCUGAUGUCACAUCUUCCUUGUCAAAAUUUAGGGAGGUCAAACCCUUUUGGGAUCACCUUAAAAGAAGGUUUGCGCAGACUAAUGGACCACGAAUUCAACAGCUUCGGUCUUCCCUGGCUAAAUGUCAACAGCCCAAAACCAUGUCAGUGUCCGUAUAUUACGGAAAAUUACAUGCUCUAUGGCAAGAAUUGGAUCAUCAUGAGCCCCUGAUUUCUUGUACUUGUUGCUCCGGUUGUACGGCAGGUCGUUUACAUGAGGUUCGUCGUGAGCAAUCUAAACUUCAUGAUUUUCUGAUGGGUUUGUAUUCCGAGUAUUACUCUUCGUUGCGGACUAAUAUAUUGUCUCAAGAUCCGUUACCAAGUCUUGAUAGGGCUUAUCAGCUUGUGAUUCAAGAGGAGCGUGUUCGUACGGCCAAACAAGAAUCCGAGACACAGCCGACCGAGGCUCUUGGAUUUGCGUUUCGUGCUACUGCAGGACGGGGUCGUGGUUCUGCAGAUCGUCUUGUGUGCUCACUUUGCAAGAAGGUAGGACAUGUGACUGAAAAGUGUUAGUCGCUUUUGGUGUGGUCUCAUUGCAAGAAGCGUGGUCAUGAUGUUAGUAAGUGUUAUGACAUCGUGGGUUAUCCCGAAGGGUGGACUAAAAAGAAUGGAAGGCUGUCUUCCACUGGUCGAGGUCGUGGCUUGGGGCGUGCAACUGCCACGCCCGGCAGCACCUCCACGCCUUCGCCCGUGGCAAAUUGUGUAACAACCGCAUCAAAUAACGGCUAGUGGGUCAGCACUUUACUUCCGAUCAAUGGAAGGUUAUUACGGGAUUUUUUGGUAAUGCUACAAUUCCAGAAAAUCGCUUGAAUGGUAAGUUUGAUGUUUUUUCUUGGAUUAUUGACUCUGGUGCUACUCAUCAUGUUACCGGUGAGAAAUCUUGGUUGUUUGAUGUCCAUACUGUUGAUUGUCCUGUUGGUUUGCCUAAUGGUGACAAGGUGCUUGCUUCUUUGGAAGGUUCUGUUCGACUGUCAGAUAAAAUCACCUUACAUCAUGUCCUUUUUGUGCCUUAUUUACGUUGCAACUUACUCUCCGUCCCCCAACUUACUGAUAAUUUACAUACUAUUGUCUCUUUUAAUUCUUAUAUGUGUGCUAUUCAGGACCCACUGAAGGAGCUGAUUGGAACGGGAGUUAGGAGGGACGGACUAUACUAUUUUAGCAAACCGGACGUGGUGCAACAUGUGUCUACUGUCGUGGCAACGUCCGCAUUGGAAUUGUGGCAUCGACGAUUGAGGCAUCCUUCCGAGAGAGUAGUAAAGUUGCUUCCUCAUGUCAGUAGUGAUAAGAGUAGUUUAGCAAAGGAUUGUGAAGUGUGUUUACGUGCUAAGCAUCCUAGAGACAAAUUUUCUUUAAGUGAUAAUAAAGCAUCUAGAAUAUUUGAGAAAA
Messenger RNA from Lycium ferocissimum, 1722 nucleotides. RefSeq lists its product as uncharacterized. NCBI's taxonomy places the organism in Eukaryota, Viridiplantae, Streptophyta, Magnoliopsida, Solanales, Solanaceae. The transcript has a single exon. Bases 19 to 849 code for a protein of 276 amino acids. The record is from RefSeq and is a predicted model, not a curated record.